AUGGUGACACGCGGGCUGGCGACGUUGAAUCUGGCCGCCACCCUUUCCAAACUAGAUUUUUUCUGCCGAAAAUGCGAUAUCAAAACGUUAAAGAAAGUAUCAUUUCUGCUCGGAUCUCGAGAGGGAACGACCAAAUCUGCCUUAAGGGACGAGUUAUUGGCGCAAGGGGGACUGUUAGCGAAGCUUAGAAAUACAGGAGGUGUCGCUGGGUCGUUGAAUUUGGUAGCGGUCGACAUUGGAGUCGAGAAUUUUGCAUUUUGUCGAUUGGCACUGCGUGCAGACGAGGCUCGCUCGCAGCUUGUCGAGUGGUCCAAGAUGCAAUUGAGCAAUGGCGAUGAUACAAGCAAGUUCAGCCCUUCGGUCAGUGCACAGCUCGCUAAAAAUUUGACACAACGGUUGAGUCGGUUGGGUCCGAGUGUGUUUGUUCUGGAACGACAACGUACACGAACCGCAGGAUCUGCGAACGUGUUCGAGCAUGUUUUGCGUGCAAAUGUGUUGGAACAUGUAUUGUUUACGUUGCUGCAAAACCAGCGUUUUCUAGGUGAUGAUAGCCUUCAGCAUCAGGUCUAUUCGUCGGAUCCGCGCCGGAUGACUGAGUUUUGGUGCAAAUUCAUCGGUGUAACGAGUCCAGGGAAUCUAGAGGGAUCAAAUGAUCAAGCUAAGUCUUCAAAAACAGCUACAAAAUCUCUCAAGAUCAAAAUCGCCAAAGCGAUCAUCGCGGCAGCUCUGUCAUCAGACCUGGCCAGCCUACCCACGUUUGUUCCUACAGUGGCUCCAGCAGUCAAGAGCCAACUGGUGUCCUACUUCAACAAGGGCAAAAGACUCAAUCUGUUCGACGCACUCCAACUCACAACAGACGCCGGCCGUCGCAAAGAAGAUGAUCUCGCAGACGCGCUGUUGCAUGGGCUUUCGUGGCUUACAUGGGUGACGAAUUUCGACCGCUUGGGCCAGCUGCUUGCCAAGACGACAUGCGACGAGACUGGGUUGCAGCAGUUCAAGAGCAGAGUCCAAUUGCUAACCGUAGAACACGUUAAAGCUACAAACGCAAUACUUCUUCAUAUCACCUAA
This is a messenger RNA of Lachancea mirantina, 1068 nucleotides long. NCBI's taxonomy places the organism in Eukaryota, Fungi, Ascomycota, Saccharomycetes, Saccharomycetales, Saccharomycetaceae. The record is from the annotation of a GenBank genome assembly.